ACAACAUGCUAACCAGGGGGAACACGCUAACUACAGACAACAUGCUAACCAGGGGGAACACGCUAACUCCAGACAACAUGCUAACCAAGGGGAACACGCUAACUCCAGACAACAUGCUAACCAGGGGGAACACUCUAACUACAGACAACAUGCUAACCAGGGGGAACACGCUAUCUACAGACAACAUGCUAACCAGGGGGAAUACGCUAACUACAGACAACAUGCUAACCAGGGGGAACACGCUAACUCCAGACAACAUGAUAACCAGGGGGAACACGCUAACUCCAGACAACAUGCUAACCAGGGGGAAUACGCUAACUACAGACAACAUGCUAACCAGGGGGAACACGCUAACUCCAGACAACAUGCUAACCAGGGGGAACACGCUAACUCCAGACAACAUGCUAACCAGGGGGAACACGCUAACUACAGACAACAUGCUAACCAGGGGGAACAGGCUAACUACAGACAACAUGAUAACCAGGGGGAACACGCUAACUCCAGACAACAUGCUAACCAGGGGGAACACGCUAACUCCAGACAACAUGCUAACCAGGGGGAACACGCUAACUCCAGACAACAUGCUAACCAGGGGGAACACGCUAACUCCAGACAACAUGCUAACCAGGGGGAACACGCUAACUACAGACAACAUGCUAACCAGGGGGAACACGCUAACUACAGACAACAUGCUAACCAGGGGGAACACGCUAACUACAGACAACAUGCUAACCAGGGGGAACACGCUAACUCCAGACAACAUGCUAACCAAGGGGAACACGCUAACUACAGACAACAUGCUAACCAGGGGGAACACGCUAUCUACAGACAACAUGCUAACCAGGGGGAAUACGCUAACUACAGACAACAUGCUAACCAGGGGGAACACGCUAACUACAGACAACAUGCUAACCAGGGGGAACACGCUAACUCCAGACAACAUGCUAACCAGGGGGAACACGCUAACUCCAGACAACAUGCUAACCAGGGGGAACACGCUAACUCCAGACAACAUGCUAACCAGGGGGAACACGGAGAGACAAAACCUGACACCAAUUCAUGACACGGAAUGCAAAGAAGAAGAGGAAGAUGAAGAAGAGGUUUUUUUGAGGACAGAGGACGAGUGGAGUGAGGAAGAACUACAAACUCCAUCCCCCACAAUGCACCAGCACACUCCUCAAUCACAUGACAGCCACUCUGGCGAGGAGGAGGAGCCUAGCUGUCCAAUAGGACAACAGGAUGCAGCUCAGGAGGUGGGGCUACGGGGAGAGGUAGCUCAGGAGGCGGGGCUACAGGGAGAGGAGGAUUGUGGGAAAUGUAGUUUGGAGCAGCAGCUGCAGCAGACGGCAGACAGACUGAAGACAGAGAUGCAGACAGAAAGGUGGACAGAGAGACAGACAGGUGAGAGGAAGUGGGCGGGGCUUCAGUUGUCAGCGGAGCAGGUGGGCGACUCCAUCCUCCGCCUGGUGGACGCUGUGAGAACUGAACAUAAGCACUGAUAAACUUUACACACGGGAACAUGUGUUACAGCUGCCGACAGGAUGACGGGUGCACUUCAUGUAUUUGUUUAAAUAAUAAUGAAAUCCAAUUGAAUGACCUUUUUAAAUGUCCAGAGUUCCUGUAAACCUUUAUAAACAUAUUAAAGACCCCCCUGAAUAAUA
Gymnodraco acuticeps is the source of this 1661-nucleotide messenger RNA. Its product is annotated as protein FAM186A-like. The record is from RefSeq and is a predicted model, not a curated record. Bases 6 to 1499 code for a protein of 497 amino acids. The transcript is spliced from 2 exons. Lineage: Eukaryota; Metazoa; Chordata; Actinopteri; Perciformes; Bathydraconidae.